This is a messenger RNA of Sesamum indicum (sesame), 3650 nucleotides long. It is a transcript of the gene AGO1, whose product is annotated as Stabilizer of iron transporter SufD / Polynucleotidyl transferase. NCBI's taxonomy places the organism in Eukaryota, Viridiplantae, Streptophyta, Magnoliopsida, Lamiales, Pedaliaceae. The record is from RefSeq and is a predicted model, not a curated record. Gene Ontology annotation, molecular function: RNA binding; protein binding.
CCCACUGUCUCUCUCUCUCUCUCUAUUUAUUUGCAGUUUCUCUCUCUCUUUUCUGUGUGUAGUACACACAGAAAACACAUACUUACAAGUGUGUGGGUUUUGGAUUGGAGUUUUUCUGAACGGUUUCAUCACAAGUUAGUGGCGGCUUUGAGGUAAGGGGUAUGAGGAGCGAUUUAGGGUUUGCUGGUGAAAUGUUUGUUCUUACUUAGUUGCUAUCAUGGGGAGAAAGAGGCGAACUGAUCUUCCUGGCUCUGGUGAGAGCUCUGAGUCUCAGGAGGCUGGUGGAGGACGUGGCGGCCCACAACGUCCACCGGCACAACAACAACCACAACCUCAGCAGCCACAGCAGCAAGGAGGAUAUCAAGGAGGAGGAAGAGGCUGGGCACCCCAACGUGGAGGCUAUGGUGGCCGUGGUGGUGGAGGCGGCAGAGGCGUUCAACAACAAUAUUAUGGUGGGACUCCUGAGCAUCAGCAAGGUCGGGGUGGCCAGCAAUAUCAGCGCGGAGGCCCCCCCCGCCGUGGUGGAUAUGGAGGUGGCCGUGGGGCACCUUCUGCUGGUGGGCCAUCUAGGCCACCAGCUCCCGAGCUGCACCAAGCUACCCAGUCUCUGUAUCAAGCUGCAACGACUCAGCCAUAUGGGAGACAGGUGGAGACCCCCGGAGGGGCUAGCUCUUCUUCCCAGGCACCUGAGCCAACAGAGUUGGAAGUGUCUGAGCAGAUCCAGCAACUUUCUAUCCAGUCAGAAGUGGCCCCGAGCCAAGAAAUGCAACCUGCUUCAAGCAAGUCGGUGAGAUUUCCUUUGAGGCCAGGCAAGGGUAGUUAUGGGACCAAGUGUAUUGUGAAGGCAAACCACUUUUUUGCUGAGCUGCCUGACAAAGACUUGCAUCAGUAUGAUGUUUCAAUUACUCCUGAAGUCACAUCCCGUGGAGUUAAUCGUGCUGUGAUGGAGCAGUUAGUGAAGCUAUAUAGGGAAUCCCAUCUGGGGAAGAGGCUUCCUGCCUAUGACGGUAGGAAAAGUCUCUACACUGCUGGGCCUCUACCUUUUGCGUCCAAAGAGUUUAAGAUCACCCUUAUAGAUGAAGAAGAUGGUCCAGGCAGUGCUAGGCGCGAGAGGGAAUUCAAGGUGGUUAUCAAGUUUGCUGCACGUGCUGACUUACAUCAUUUAGGCAUGUUUUUAGAGGGAAGACAAGCUGAUGCACCCCAAGAAGCUCUUCAGGUGUUGGACAUUGUUUUGCGUGAACUUCCCACCACUCGGUAUUGCCCAGUUGGCCGCUCUUUCUAUUCCCCUGAUUUGGGUAGAAGGCAGACUCUAGGUGAAGGGCUGGAAAGUUGGCGUGGUUUCUACCAGAGUAUUCGCCCCACUCAGAUGGGUUUGUCAUUGAAUAUUGAUAUGUCAUCCACUGCUUUCAUUGAGCCACUCCCGGUAAUUGACUUUGUCACCCAGCUUCUGAACAGGGAUGUGUCAGCUCGACCAUUAUCUGAUGCUGACCGCGUCAAGAUAAAGAAAGCUCUUCGAGGAGUAAAAGUGGAGGUUACUCAUCGAGGAAACAUGCGCAGGAAAUACCGCAUCUCUGGUUUGACGUCUCAAGCAACACGAGAGCUGACAUUUCCUGUGGAUGAAAGGGGCACAAUGAAAUCUGUGGUUGAAUACUUUCAAGAAACCUACGGAUUUGUUAUCCAACAUACCCAGUGGCCUUGUCUGCAAGUUGGAAAUACUCAAAGGCCAAACUAUUUGCCAAUGGAGGUGUGCAAGAUUGUAGAGGGCCAAAGGUACUCUAAGAGGUUAAAUGAGAGACAGAUUACUGCACUCCUUAAAGUGACGUGCCAGCGUCCCCAGGAAAGAGAAUAUGAUAUCCUUCAGACUGUACACCACAAUGCAUAUGCUGAAGAUCCAUAUGCAAAGGAGUUUGGAAUUAAAAUCAGUGAGAAGCUAGCACAGGUGGAAGCUCGUGUCCUGCCGGCACCAUGGCUCAAAUAUCAUGAUUCGGGGCGGGAGAAGGACUGCCUUCCACAAGUUGGGCAGUGGAAUAUGAUGAACAAGAGGAUGGUAAAUGGUGGUACAGUGAACAGUUGGAUCUGUAUUAACUUUGCCCGCAACGUACAAGACAGCGUGGCUCGCAGUUUCUGUCAUGAACUUGCUCAGAUGUGCAUUACGUCUGGCAUGGCCUUUAAUCCUGAACCUGUCUUGCCGGUUUUGAGUGGUCGCCCGGAUCAGGUAGAAAGAGUUCUAAAAGCUAGGUUUCAUGAUGUGAUGACAAAAUUGCAGCCUCACAGGAAGGAGCUUGACUUGCUAAUUGUUAUAUUACCAGAUAACAAUGGCUCUCUUUAUGGUGAUCUGAAGCGGAUAUGCGAAACGGAUCUUGGCAUUGUGUCCCAGUGCUGUCUGCAGAAGCAUGUCUACAGGAUGAGCAAGCAGUAUCUUGCUAAUGUUGCUCUGAAGAUUAAUGUGAAAGUUGGUGGGAGGAAUACGGUUCUGGUUGAUGCUCUAUCCAGACGUAUACCUCUCGUCAGUGAUCGGCCAACUAUCAUUUUUGGUGCUGACGUUACACAUCCCCAUCCUGGAGAGGAUUCUAGCCCAUCCAUUGCUGCUGUGGUUGCUUCCCAGGAUUGGCCGGAGGUCACAAAAUAUGCAGGCUUGGUUUGUGCUCAAGCUCAUCGACAGGAGCUCAUCCAGGAUUUGUAUAAAACCUGGCAGGAUCCUGUUAGGGGCACUAUGCAUGGUGGCAUGAUCAAGGAACUGCUUAUUUCAUUCCGUAGAGCAACUGGACAGAAACCACAGCGGAUUAUUUUCUAUAGGGAUGGUGUCAGUGAAGGUCAGUUCUAUCAAGUCUUGCUUUAUGAGCUAGAUGCUAUACGCAAGGCAUGUGCGUCCUUGGAGCCAAACUAUCAGCCCACAGUCACCUUUGUUGUGGUUCAGAAACGUCAUCAUACUCGAUUGUUUGCUAAUAACCAUCAUGACAGACAUGCAGUUGAUAGAAGUGGAAACAUUCUGCCUGGUACUGUUGUGGAUUCAAAGAUCUGCCACCCAACUGAGUUUGAUUUCUAUCUCUGCAGCCAUGCUGGGAUACAGGGGACUAGCCGCCCGGCUCAUUACCAUGUACUGUGGGAUGAAAACAAAUUUACUGCCGAUGCCCUCCAGAGUCUGACUAAUAACCUUUGCUACACAUACGCGAGGUGCACUCGUUCCGUAUCCAUUGUGCCUCCUGCAUACUAUGCCCAUCUGGCUGCCUUUCGUGCUCGUUUCUACAUGGAGCCGGAAACCUCUGACAGCGGCUCAAUGACGAGUAGUGCAGUUGCUGGUCGUGGUGCAGGUGCAGGUGCAAGGAGCACGAGGGUUCCAGGGGCCAAUGCUGCUGUGAGGCCACUUCCCCAGCUCCGGGAGAAUGUGAAGAGGGUAAUGUUCUACUGUUGAGGAUCGUCCCAGAGGUGGCCUCAAGCAUGGUGGAUUUGGUAGCUAAAUUAAAGGUUUGCUUGAAUUGUUCUUUUGUGCUGCCAAGGCACUGGUAACUUCAUUUGCUGCAUCUUUUGUGGACCUUAGGUGUGUAAUAAAUCAAGGGUUGAUACCAAACAUGCGUGCUGGUGGUAUUUUUCAUUACCUAUUCUCAGUUGACAAUGUUUUAUUAAUAUUAUGGUAUGGUUGGUUACUUUUA